Molecule: messenger RNA, 1930 nt
Organism: Triticum aestivum (bread wheat)
Lineage: Eukaryota; Viridiplantae; Streptophyta; Magnoliopsida; Poales; Poaceae
Exons: 3
Coding region: 513-1781 (422 amino acids)
Source: RefSeq, a predicted model, not a curated record
GUUUUGAAAAAAAAUCCGUCCGCUCACCCUCGUCUGCUCUCUACCUGCACUGUACCCGCGGUCGCCUGGAUCCCCCGCAAGCAGAGGAGCUCCCAGCCAGCCAACUUGCAGAUCCGCUCAUCCGUUCUGAUGCUCACCAAGGGCAACAAGAUCCUCCACCCAGGACAAAUCUAAUUACCAAGAUCAAAAACAACCCUCUUCACCCAUCGAUUCGGUGUUACCAGAGGGCAUCUCAUGAAGAAGAACAAAUCCUGGCCUUUCGACCUACCCACAGGUGUAUGAAUUUACUAAUGCUACACCAAGUGCCAUUUGAGCAGGCAUACAUAUCUUUUUAUCUUUCUAACUUCCUAACACACUUAUUGCUACCACGGCCGAUCAAUUAAGAGAGUGGAUGUUAACAAAGAGAUGCAUGAUUGAUGGUAUUUCUUCCUCACAAGGUUUUAUAAGCGCAGUAGAACACAAGACCAGAGAGGUUCUGGAGCUGUGUUCCCACUACAUAAUAGCACGGUGGGAUGGAUUGCCUAUGGAUGAGCACCACGUCACGCCACUCAUUUCUAAACAUAUUCAUCUGCCAUAUCAACCAUCUGUAUGCUCCAUAUGAAAACAAAUCCUGGUUGGUGCUAGAUUUAAUGAAUGAGGCAACCACAGCUUAUGCAUGUGCGGUUCUGUCCAGUGGAGUGACCAUGGCACUAGAUGGGACUGAAGUUCUAUGUUACCCUGUGAAAAAUGUUGGUGUGCCAAUGGAAGCAAUACUAUACGAUUUUCAGAUUGAGGAAAUGAUGGAGACGGCAACUGAACAUCUAAAGGUAAAGAUCUAUGGUUUGCCGUUACAUCUUUGGACUAGAAGAGCAAUUGAGUGUGCCCUGCAGCCACAUUGCAUUGUUGAGAAUGUUAGUCAAGCCAAUCUCAACUUUCACAAGCUUCGAUCGGUAAAUUGCACGGCAUGGGCUGUUAGAAUUGUUGUGCCAUUCCCAUGGUACAUACUCGUUCAUGUCUCUAGCAAGUAUGACAAAGGAAGAAACCAAAGUAGUGGCCACAAGAACAGAGAGACAUUUUGUAUUGGUGUUGACAGAAUUAAUAUUGGAGCUCAUCAUAACAAGUCUCUUCAAAGAACACACAGGAGGAUUCCUUCUUUCUUGCAGGCACUAAAGAAAGGAAUGGUUUCCCAUUCAUAUUUAAAUGAUGUUGACAUACCAGCUGACCAAAUGCGGAUAUUGGAAUCAUCAUUCCUCCUGACGUCUUGCGACGAGGGAAAAAUUAUCACAGAGGAUAAGUUAACACGUUGUUUGCAGCAAAUGCAGAUUGAAUGUCCUGGAAAAGUCAUAGUCAAGCAAGUUGGUAGGUUCAAAUACCUUAUAUAUUUCCAAGGGUUAGUAACUACAACUUUGUUUCACAUGUUGUGUACUGAUGCUGCUGGAAUCCAGCUACCUUGUGGUGCAUUCUUAGUUCAGAAAUGGUCCACGUCUGCUGGAGCAGUAUCUUCUAGCCUCUCUCAAAAAGAACAAAUAAGAAUUACAGGGCUGACAACUGAGUUUUACAGACCGGCUAUAAUUGCAGACAUCAUGAGCCCUCACUACAUGUUAGAAAACAGCAGCCAUCAAGUUGAUGAUUCUCCUGAUGUUUGGUUCUAUGAUUGUGCCAUGUGGACAAAUGAAAACAAAGAUAUUCUAGAGGUCAUAUCUAUUUGGGCUGCUCCAAAUGGAUUAACAGUGGAGCAGUCACCUGUUCAAGAUCUUCAGGUUCCUCUGCAGUUGUACCAUGAAAGAAUUAUUAUCAACUAAUAACACCAUGCUUCAGGAGCUGAGAUCACAGUGCUGACAUAUCUACCUGAACUGGGCAACCUUCAUUAUUUAGGUGUUUCUGUAAAUAAGUAUAAGUCAGACUACUAUGUCUACGCUUUUGCGCCAUGCAAUCUGUCGCUUGCUGCCAA